AUGUUUGUGGGCUUCUCGUGGUACAUGAAAUGUGAGUCACUGUUCGAAGGACUCUUUGAUCAGAUCAUACUGGUCCUCAUGGUGUCACCAUUGUUGCUGCUUCUAGCUGUUCACUUGCUUUCGAGCUUUGUAGAGGUCUUUGUUCUUCAUAUCCUUGCCCCAGCAGGACUCUCUUCACAGGGCUGGUGGGACCCCUUGGGGUGUUGGGGUUGCUUCUUUGUGCUUCUGUUCUUCAUGAUCUCUUACCAGUCUGACUUCAGAGAUCGUUGGUUUCCUCUAAAUACUCUGGUUUCUCAGUUUCCUUCAAAUUCCCAAACCACUUUGAUUUCUCAAGUUCUUUUGGUUUCUAAUGCUAUGAUUGUAUCUCAAAUGCCUUCGAAUUCUCCAACUACUUUGAUUUCACGACUUCCUUUGUCUUCUCAAAAUUUGUCUUCUCAUAUCAUUGUGGUUCCAUAG
Ilex paraguariensis (yerba mate) is the source of this 456-nucleotide messenger RNA. Lineage: Eukaryota; Viridiplantae; Streptophyta; Magnoliopsida; Aquifoliales; Aquifoliaceae. The record is from the annotation of a GenBank genome assembly.